Messenger RNA from Nicotiana attenuata, 1575 nucleotides. Its product is annotated as protein GPR107-like. Gene Ontology annotation, biological process: transport. NCBI's taxonomy places the organism in Eukaryota, Viridiplantae, Streptophyta, Magnoliopsida, Solanales, Solanaceae. The transcript has a single exon. The coding region runs from base 90 to 1409 and encodes 439 amino acids. Gene Ontology annotation, cellular component: membrane; Golgi apparatus. The record is from RefSeq and is a predicted model, not a curated record.
UACGCAAAUACCCUCUACUAUGCACUCAAUAUCUUAGUCCUAACAAGCUAAUUUUGUUCUAACUUAUACAAUAUCCAUAUAAAAAUCACAUGGAAAAUUUCCACCAUCUUAGAUGUUUAAAGCUACUACAAGCAUUGUUCAUAAUAUCAAGCUUUAGGUUUUCAGUAGGUGAAAUGAAGAAUACACAUAUUGUUGAUGAUUCUAGACAAAUAAUAUUGAUUGAAAGAUUUGGUUUUGCCCCUGAUGGGCAUGUAACCAUUUCUCUAGACCAUGUUUCAUGGAGAUCAAAUGAACCAGCUGCAAAACUUUAUCCUUCUUCUAUGGGAUUUUGUCUCGUUAGAGAUGUAUCGUUCCCACGACUCUUGAACGAGUCCAUGUACACAGAUAACUUGUGUGUUUUAUCCAGUAAGUAUGUAAAUCUUGUCUUUAGAUUUGACAAGCUUGGCCCUGAUUCAACCUACAAUACAUCAACCACAAUCGACGAGCCUGAUGAAUAUAACUUGAUUUUUGGUAAUUGCCAAAAAGAAUUUCUUGUCACAAUGAAUGUUCAUACUGAAAUGUACAAUAUGAAUAAUGGGGAAAAAGAUUUUCUUCCAGCUGGUCAAACUCCACUCCCUAAAUUCUAUUUCCUUUGCUUCAUUGUAUAUCUUGUAUUUUUAGCCAUAUGGGGAUUUAUCUGCAUUAAACAGAGGAAAAUUGUUCACAAGAUUCAUUUGAUAAUGGCUAUGUUGUUGGUUUUCAAGGCAUUGAAGUUGAUUUGUGCUUCAGAAGAUAAAAUGUACAUUAGAAAUACAGGGAAGCCUCAUGGUUGGGAUGUCGCAUUUUAUAUUUUUGGAUUUUUGAAAGGCGUAACACUCUUUACUGUUAUUGUCCUUAUUGGAACUGGUUGGUCUUUCUUGAAACCUUUCCUACAUGACCGCGAAAAAAAGGUUCUAAUGUUCGUGAUCCCCUUACAAGUAAUCGAAAAUAUUGCAUCGAUCGUGAUAAGUGAAAGUGGACCUGUUGAGAAACAUUGGUUAGUAUGGAAUGAGGUGUUCUUGUUAAUAGAUGUAAUGUGUUGUUGUAUUGUACUUGUUCCAAUUUUAUGGUCAAUUAAAAGCCUUAGAGAGGCAUCUAAGAAUGAUGGAAAAGCAGCUGAAAUUCUGAGGAAGUUGACACUUUUUAGGCACUUUUAUGUUGUCUUGAUUGUGUACUUGUAUUUUACUAGGUUUGGGAUUGCUAUGAUUCAAAGUGUAGUGAAUUACAUACAUGAAUGGGUUACAAUUGUUGCUGCAGAAGGUGCAAGCUUGAUGUUUUAUUUGUUUAUAUUCUACAAUUUUCAACCUAUUGAGAAAAAUCCAUAUUUGGCUAUUGACAAAGAUGACGACGGCGAGGAAGAAGAAGAAGAGGAGGAAGAUGAUGAUGCUUAAGAUUCUGAUACAAAUUAUUCCAUCCAGCAUUUUAUUGAAAACCAUAUGUGUAGAGUAUUGAAUAAAAAGUUGAUAAGAGUACAAAAAAAAAAAAAAAGUAUCGAUUGUCUUCUUAUUCUUUAAUGAAUCCUUUUUCCAUUUGGUUAAAUAUUCGGCUUGUUUUACA